AACUCUUUUUCUCUUCUAUCACAAAAAAAAAUGGCUUCUUCUUCUCCCCCUCUGAUCGCUCCUUCAUCAAUAAACGUCAAAUCCCUGACCUCUAUCAGAUUCUCCAGGCCCACUCCACCGUCCAUCGCAACAUCAAAAAUUCAAUCUCCAAUCUCAACCACACAAAAACCCUUCAACCGCCGAGAUUUCCUUUCUCUCUCCCUCGUCGCCGCCGGCGCCGGAAUUAUAUCUCUUCCCGCCGCUCCAGCCAUUGCAAGCUCAACAGAUGAGUACGUGAAAGAGACAAAAGAGGUAAUAGAGAAGGUUCGGUCUACAAUAAGCUUAGAAAAGGGCGACCCAAAUGUGGCCGACGCCGUCGCCGGUCUUAGAGAGACAUCAAAUUAUUGGGUUUCGAAAUAUCGAAAAGAAAAGGACUUGCUUGGGAAACCUUCUUUCAGAGAUAUGUACUCUGCUCUUAAUGCAGUUUCUGGACAUUACAUAAGUUUUGGACCGACGGCGCCGAUUCCGGCGAAGAGGAGAGCAAGGAUUUUGGAAGAGAUGGAGACUGCUGAAAAAGCUCUGGUAAGAGGAAGAUAAAGAAAAAAGAUACCCUUCUUAAAACAAAAGUUGUCAAAUUAAUACCUCAAACACUACUCUAGAGUUGCUUUUUUUUCAUAUUUGGUUGAUAUUAAAGAUAUCAAUUUAAAACCCUUCGGCCAAAAUCGAAUUGUCCUGAUUUGACGAUUUUUC
Molecule: messenger RNA, 729 nt
Organism: Impatiens glandulifera
Lineage: Eukaryota; Viridiplantae; Streptophyta; Magnoliopsida; Ericales; Balsaminaceae
Product: photosystem II repair protein PSB27-H1, chloroplastic-like
Exons: 1
Coding region: 31-576 (181 amino acids)
Biological process (GO): photosystem II assembly; photosystem II repair
Cellular component (GO): photosystem II; chloroplast thylakoid lumen
Source: RefSeq, a predicted model, not a curated record